This is a messenger RNA of Pantherophis guttatus, 2787 nucleotides long. It is a transcript of the gene FES, whose product is annotated as FES proto-oncogene, tyrosine kinase. Gene Ontology annotation, biological process: peptidyl-tyrosine phosphorylation. The record is from RefSeq and is a predicted model, not a curated record. Gene Ontology annotation, molecular function: ATP binding; non-membrane spanning protein tyrosine kinase activity. Lineage: Eukaryota; Metazoa; Chordata; Lepidosauria; Squamata; Colubridae.
CUGGCGGCUCGAAGGCAGGGGCUUCGCGGGCGGCGAUGGGCUUCGGGCUGGCGCUCGGCUGCCCCGAGGGCCACAGCGCCCUGCUGCAGCUGCAGGAGUCGGAGGUGCGCCUGCUGGAGGGGCUGCGCAAGUGGAUGGGGCAGCGGGCCAAGAGCGACCGGGAGUACGCCGCUCUGCUGCACCAGAUGCACAGCCUGGCCGGCAAGCAGGAAGGCGGCCGCCAGCCCCGUCUCGGCGGCCAGAUCGGCCAGUGCUGGUGGUCCCUGGUGACCCAGACGGAGGCGCUGAGCCAAGCUCUAGAACGCCACGCGGAAGCCCUGCUGGCUGGACCCCUGAACACGUUGGCCCUGCUCAUCCAAGACAAGCAGCAGCUGCACCGAUGCUAUGGUGAACAGUGGCAACAAAUGAACCAGGAUUUCAUCCGGACCACCCAACAAGAGCCCGAGCGCCUGAGAGCCCAGUAUCGCAGCCACAUCCGUGAGUGUGCACAGGCAAAGCGCAAAUACCAGGAGGCCAGCAAAGGCAAGGAACGUGAGAAGGCCAAGGACAGGUAUGUCCGCAGCCUCUGGAAGCUCUACUCCCUGCACAACCAGUACGUGCUGGCCCUGCGAGCUGCGGAGGUGCAGCACAGCCUUCACUAUAAGCAGAUCCUGCCUGGCCUCCUCCAGUCCCUGCAUGGCCUUUUGCAGGAGACAGCCCAGAUCACGAAGGCAACCCUGCAAGAAUAUGCCAGCAUCACAAGCCUGGUACAGGAGGAGAUGGUGGCUGUGCACCAAGCCAUGGUCAGGGCCAUCGACCGCAUCCAGCCGGCCACCGACUAUGAAGAGUUCCUCCCCACUUGCAGGUGUGAGCAGCAGGAGAUGCCAGGCAUGGUGACCUUUGAUAGGAGUUUGCUAGAGGAGGCUGAGACAGAGGUCUUGCAAGAGGGGCAGCUCCAGCUGAAUGAACUCACCCUGGAAAGCCUGCAGCACACGCUGACCUCCCUGGAGGAGGAACUGAUCAGUGCCACAGAGAGCACUGAUGGCCAUCGCCGGCGUGUCCAGAUGCUGGAAACUGAAAUCCAGAAUGAUAAGAUGGAAGGAAACCCAGGAAAACGCAUCCUCCUUCUGGGAAGGCAGAAGUCCCUGCAUGAAGCUUACCACCUUUUCCAUCUUGCUCUGGGCACUCAAGAAAAACUCAAGGCCCAAAGGGAUUUGCUGCAACAGAAGCUGGAUGAGCUGGGACCCCUGGACCCCCCACCUGCCCCAGAUCUGCAGGGUGACAGGCAAUCAGUCUCUUCCGGGGAGCAGGACGCUGAGCGAGAGUGGGGCCGAACGCCGCCAGCUUUGGAGGCCCUGAAGCAUCACAUUUCAGGCAUUUUUCGUCCACGUGUCUCACUGCCACCCUCUCUGCCGCAGCUCCCUGAGGUGCAGAAGCCCCUUGGGCAGCAGACCUGGUACCAUGGCGCCAUUCCCCGCGUGGAGGUACAGAAGCUUCUGCAGACCAGUGGUGACUUCUUGGUGCGUGAGAGCCAAGGCAAGCAGGAGUACGUCCUCUCGGUGCUGUGGGAUGGGCAACCACGACACCUUAUCCUGCAGGCUGCUGAUAAUCUGUACCGCUUGGAGGGGGAGGCUUUCCCUACCAUUCCACUGCUGGUUGACCAUUUCCUGAAGUCCAGGCAGCCCAUCACAAAGAAAAGUGGCAUUGUGCUGGUCAAGCCCAUCCCCAAGGACAAAUGGGUGUUGGACCACGAAGACAUUGUGCUGGGGCAGCGCAUUGGGCAGGGCAAUUUUGGAGAGGUCUUCAGUGGAUUCUUGCGUGGCAGUAAUGCUCCAGUGGCUGUGAAAUCCUGCCGUGAAACGCUUCCAAAUGAGCUGAAGGCCCGGUUUCUGCAGGAGGCUGGAAUCCUGAAGCAGUAUAGCCACCCCAAUAUUGUGCGGCUCAUUGGAGUCUGUACUCAGAAGCAGCCAAUCUACAUUGUCAUGGAGCUCGUAAAGGGGGGCGACUUCUUGACCUUCCUGCGCAACAAGAGGGCUCAGCUCACAGCCAAGGAGCUCCUAAAGAUGAUGGAGAAUGCUGCUGCAGGGAUGGAGUACCUGGCCAGCAAGCACUGCAUUCACCGAGAUCUGGCAGCACGGAACUGUCUGGUGACGGAAAGUAACAUUCUGAAAAUCAGCGAUUUUGGGAUGUCACGGGAACAAGUGGAUGGCAUUUACUCCUCCACGAGUGGAAUGAAACAAAUCCCUGUGAAGUGGACAGCUCCAGAGGCUCUCAGUUACGGUCGGUAUUCCUCAGAAAGUGAUGUCUGGAGCUUUGGGAUCCUGCUGUGGGAAGCUUUCAGCCUGGGUGCCACACCAUAUGCCAAUAUGAGCAACCAGCAGACCCGUGAAACUGUGGAGAAGGGUACUCGUCUAAAUGCUCCAGACCAGUGUCCCGAAGAAGUAUACCAGCUCAUGUUAAAGUGUUGGGAAUACGAACCACAGAAACGACCCAGCUUCAGUACCAUCCUCCAAGACCUGGUUGUGAUUCAGAAGAAGCAACGGUGAGAAUGCUGACCUCAGGAUAUCUGCACGGACACUUCUUAAAUUCUGUGUUGUGCUGACAUUCCAGACUGUGGCAUUUCACUCUUGGCAUCUCUUUCUAGUCACAUAAGAGCAUCACAGGUCACACAGCAUCUGUUCAGAUCCAUAUGACCACACACAACCAAGCAUUCAGCAGUGGUGGUCAGAAAAGCCCUAAAGCUUUGGUCUUUGAAGUCAUCUGUAUUUUCUCUAAAAUUGAUAAUAAUAAUAAUAAUAAUAACAAUAA